AUGUGCUCUCUUUCGCGAAGUGUCGUUAUUGCCGUGGCGAGCUUGUCUUUGUUAGGAGAGCUAGGCAGUGGCUUGACGCCGACCAACAUUGGCGGCAGACGUCGAUUUCACGUGUCACCACCUGUAUCCGUCCUCGCGACCGCAAGAUCACUGUUUGCACAAAAACCAGAAAGUGACGAGACUAUUCCCAGUAAAAACAAGCUGUUGCCACCACUGGCCUUGGAAUUCGAUAAAGAAGCACUCUAUGCUACCCCAUGGCACUUUCGACUGCGACACAUUUUGCAGUACUUUCCAUUUCUAAAGUUGCUCAACAUCUGA
This is a messenger RNA of Seminavis robusta, 318 nucleotides long. The record is from the annotation of a GenBank genome assembly. NCBI's taxonomy places the organism in Eukaryota, Bacillariophyta, Bacillariophyceae, Naviculales, Naviculaceae.